GAAUGAUAAGUCUUGUACGACACUCUCACCUCUUACCUCUCUGCCAAAUCGCUCUCUCACCUCUCCAGAGUGCUCUGUUCUCAAUCCCUCAACCUCAUUCAAGUGAUUGAGUUUUAGUGUGCUGGGUUUGAAGAUGGAGUUGGUUCAGUUGGAUAGAAUUAGCAGUUUGCCGAAUGAGGUGACAGAAAAGAUUUUGUCAUGUUUACCGCUGAGGGAAGCAGUGAGGACAAGUGUUUUAUCCAGCAAGUGGAGGUACAAAUCGGCCAUGCUUCAAGAUCUAAUCUUCAAUGAACUUGCGUGGAGGGAAAGUCACAAUUAUGAUGAUCAAACCUCCCAAACCUUUGCCAACAUGAUUGAUCAUGUGCUCUUACUUCAUAUUGGCCCCAUUCGCAAGUUUGAUUUGUUUGUUGUUGAGGUAGCCACUCGUGAUCUUGAUCGAUGGCUUACUCAUCUAUCAAGAAACUCGAUCAAAGAGUUGGUACUUUGUAUUUGGAUAUAUAAUUACCGGAUUCCAUCAUGUGUGUUUUCUUGUCAAGAUCUGGUUCAUCUGGAGUUGGUUAUGGGUCCAGACACUGAGGUUUGUCUCAGACCUCCAUCAACAUUUAAAGGAUUCAGGAGCUUGAAGAGUCUUCAACUAGGUGGCAUCAACAUGGCCCGGCAUGUGUUUGAAAAUUUGGUGUGUUGCAGUCCUCUGCUUGAGAGAUUAAUAUUGCAACAUUGUAACGGUCUAAUGGUUCUGAAUAUCGUUGCACCAAAUCUCAAAUUUUUAGAUAUUUUCGGUGCCUUUUAUCUUGUCAACCUUAAGCGUACCCUGAAUCUUGCUGAUGCUUCAUUCGCUGUUCACAUCGAUACUGAUGGUCCUAACCAAAGAUGGGUUCCUGAUGCUUGGAUUCCUAGCAGUUCUAGCAAUUUGCUCAAACUUUUUGACCACCUCCCUCAUAUUGAAAGGCUUGCAUUAAGUUGGACACCUUGAAGGUAAUUUAUUUGCUAGCUGGUAUUAUACUUUUAUUUAGUGUAUUUGUCUCUUGGUGCCUUGCCAGAAAAGCUUCCUAAAGCAUGUGAAUACCUGAAAGUUCUCUCUAUGGUUAUAUGCUUUGAUGAUCCGGAUGCAAUUUUAACUGCUCUAUGCAUUCUGAGAAGCUCCCCUGCGCUGCAGGAACUAGAAGUUCUCGUGGACCGCGGAAAGAAACUCACAAGGGCACCCGGUGUUGUCGAAGCACAGAAAUCUUCUAGUUUAGAAGUGAGCUACAAUUGUACACAUCCUGAACUGCGGCUUGUGAAAAUAAGUAAUAUCUCUGGUGUUAAAGCGGAACUAGAUUUCAUCAAAUUUCUACUUUUAGGUUCACCUCAACUUGAGAGAAUGACUGUCACACCGCCUGAAUUUCCUCAACCUGCUUCUGUGAAAGGUUUUCCAAAACUAGUAAAAGAGCUGCUCCUGUUUAAACGUGAAUCAAAGCAUGCAGAGAUAGUUCUUCUGGACCCAUGAUUCUUCAUUAAUGAAUUGAAUCAGUCAGAGAUUCUGGACUUCUGGUGAAUUGAAAUUGGGUUUGGAGUAGUACCUGUAAACGCAUGCUUGUCGAGACAAGUUCUCAUGUUUUCCAUCGAUAUUUCCACUGUGGAAGUGUGAAUGGUUUCUAUAUUUGAUAUGGUUUCCUUAUCAUGUUUUGCCGUUUCAGAGUUGAAGCUUGUUCUAUUAGAAAACUUUAGGAAUGUCUUUGGCUUUGAAUCUUUUAAGUGCACUAUGAACUUGUUUAGCAUUGAACAAAUACAGAGCACCAUGAACUUGUUUAACCUUGCAAGAAUGCAGU
Molecule: messenger RNA, 1808 nt
Organism: Argentina anserina (silverweed cinquefoil)
Lineage: Eukaryota; Viridiplantae; Streptophyta; Magnoliopsida; Rosales; Rosaceae
Product: F-box/FBD/LRR-repeat protein At1g13570-like
Exons: 4
Molecular function (GO): protein binding
Source: RefSeq, a predicted model, not a curated record